AAGAUUAUUUCUUCUAGUGCUUGGGAUGCUUAUUAUUACUUGGGAAUCUAGUCUUCGUCUCUGUUUCUUCACUUUCCCUUUCUCCUGAAUUUUCUUGAUGCUCUCUCUUUCUGUUGCAUGGACAGAGGAAUCCCGCUUGAGUAAAGUACCUAUAUUUUAUUUUAUAUGAAAUUUAAUAUGGUGAAUUUCUCUUUCUAAAUAUCUAAAAUUUUAUUUUUUUCCCAAACUUAUUACAGUACAUGUUCUCCCAAAAACGGACUUUGUUUUGGAUUUCUCUGAAAGCUCCGGUGUCAGUACUUGUUUUAUUAUAGGACAAAAGACAUACAUAUAUUUUAUCUAGUAAUAUAUAUUUGGUGAACUCUGUUACUUUUUUUGGAAAAAAUAUUGAAUUUUUGAAGAUUUUGCCUGCAAAAGGAAAAAACAAAAGAAGGAAACGUCAUUCUUUGGUUUUGAGACGAUGAAGGUUUUGGUAACGUUCUUCUUUGCUUCAGUGGUAAAAUUAUGUUUAUAGAGGUCAUUAAAUGGCAAUGCAAAUUGCGAUUAGGAUCGCAAAGUGAUUUUAGCAAAUAGUGUUUGGUUUUAUGAAUCUGGAGAAUUUUAGGGAAAAGUUGAAACAAUUUGGAGGAUUUUCUGGACAGAUUUUUGUUGGGUUUGUAAAUUUUGCAUAUUUUUGGGCUGAGAGAUUUGUUUAAUUCUCUACAGUCUUUUUCCUGGUUGCUGGAGGAAUCAUUUCAUUUAUGUUUGACUGGAAGAGUACUUUGUUUAUGCAGAUGAUGAAUGAUUUGCAUUAGUUUCUUGGAGAUAUGGAGAAUACGUUACAAUCUAUUAUUUUUUUUUACCAUUACUUGAUUACUAUUCAAAACAUAAAAUAAAAUAAUAAUAAAUAAAUUAUUUUUUUACCAUGAAUGUUAAAGACUUGGAGUUGUAGAAUUGCACCAAGUACGGCAGCUUUGAUUAUUUUUUUACUAUCUUUAAAUUUGGAGAGAUGGGUUGUUUUGCAUCAAGAAUUGAUGAAGAAGAGAGGGUGAGAAUUAGCAAGGAGAGGAAGAUACUGAUGAAAAAGUUGUUAAGAUAUCGAGAAGAAUUUGCUAAUGCUCAGUUGGCAUACCUGAGAUCGUUGAAAAAUACUGGAGUUACUCUUAGGCAGUUUACUGAAUCUGAGUCACUGGAACUUGAGGACCCCACUUCUGUCCCUGCAUUGCCCCAUUCCCCUCCGAGUCAUUUGCCACCUUCUCCUCCACCUCUGCCUGCUUUCAGCCACGAUUUGAGAGAGUUCAAGGAUAAACAGCUGAAGGUUCAAGUUGCACAAGGAGAAAUAAUAGAAGUUGAUGAGGAGAGUCGUCACACCCCACCAUCACCUCCAGUUUCUAAGUCUCCAUGGGAAUAUUGGUAUCCCUUUGAUUCUUCAAUGGUUGAAUGUGAAAAAAAUUAUGACAAUGCGGAGCAGGUUGAGGAGGAAAUUUGGGAAGACGCAUAUACUGAAUUUGUGGAAGAAGAUGAUGAAGAGGAUGUUGUUGCCACUGCCAAUGUUGUCAUGCAUCCCAGGAAGCAGCAGACUGUUGAACUGGUUGAUGAAAAUUCGUCAGUUAUGAGCUGUCAUUCAAAGGAUACAGCAGAUAAGGCUAUGGUAGUUUGGCGGAAUAAGAAGACCUUGACUGGUAUUGUUAAGGACUUGGAUGACUACUUUGUGAAAGCAGCUGGUGGAGUGAAGGAUAUAAAUGUUUUUGUAGAUAUCAGUAUGGGCGACGUAUUCCUUUUUCGUAGUGUAAAAGAAAACAAGCGGAACAGAAGCAGUUCAGCAAAAGUCUUUAGCUCCCUGACAUGGAGUUGGCAUGCUAAAUCAUUUCGCUCUACGAGAGACACUGGAGAGGUCUAUAUCUCUGGUGAGCCGUGUAAGCCUGGAGCUCAUUGUAUCACCCUCCAAAAGCUUUAUGUAGAGGAGCAGAAGCUCUACAAGGCAGUCAAGGAGGAAGAGAAUGCCAAGGUGGAGCACCAUAGAAAAUCUUCAUCGCUAGAUAAACAAGAGGACAAGCACGAUAUGGCUAAAUAUGGGAAAACUUGUUCAGCUGUUGAAAGUUUGCAAUCUUACAUCUUAUCUCUGCAACAAUCAAUCAGUCAGUCUCACUCAACCAUAUUAAAGCUAAUAAACGAGGAGUUCCACCCUCAGCUGAUUGCACUAGCUUCUGGAUUGAUGCAUUUGUGGCAAACUCUUUAUGAGUGCCAUCGAGCCCAAAAUCAUAUAUCUCUGCAGCUGAAUCAUUUAGCAUAUCAGCAAAAUGCAGAAUUUAGUAGUGAAUACCAUCGGCAGGUUGCAGCUCAGCUGAAAACAGAAGUGACUUCUUGGCACAACAGUUUCUGCAAACUCAUAAAAUAUCAGCAAGAAUAUGUAAGAGCUCUCUGCAAAUGGACUGAACUGGCCAACUGCCUUAGAGAUAUCGACAGACGUGGUAAUUCAUCAAUGGUGCAUGCUCAUGCCCUUGCUGAAGAAUGGCUGCUUGCACUUGAUAAAUUACCUGAUAAGAUGGUAUUGGAGGCCAUUAAGAGUCUAUUAUCAGCUGUUCACUCAAUAAUCUUGCAGCAGCAAGUGGAAAUCAAUCUGCGUAAAAGAUCUGAUAAGCUAGGAAGAAAAUUGGAAAGCGAACUUACUUCUCUUUCAGAAUUGGAAAUGAAGUUUGAGGGCAGCCUCUCUACUACAGAUGCAAAUUCUGCCUUGACCUCGAAGAACCAGUUAUCAAUUAGGCGUGCUAAAGUCAAGGCCCUAAAGAGAAUAGCAGAUGAAGAGAGAGCCAAGUACUGUAAAUCUGUCCAAACGACCCAAACAAUGAUUCUGAACAACCUUCGUACAAGCCUUCCCAACGUGUUUCAAGCUUUAAUGGUGUAUUCAAAUGCUUAUUCUCAGAGCUUUGAGGUCAUUCUUGGAAGUGCCUCAAUAGUGGGACAUGACUACUUGCGACCUGCAACUUGAUUUAAAGAGGUUAGUUUUUUGGUAAACAUAAAACACAAAGUGGUUACUUGAUGUAUCCUUUGUUGUAGUUUGAAAAUGGCGGAAAAUGAUUGUGUAGUUGGUGUGAAAAUGUUCAUGACUGUAGGCUUUUUUGCUAGAAUGAAAACUUCAGUUUAUCCA
This is a messenger RNA of Olea europaea var. sylvestris, 3124 nucleotides long. RefSeq names its product nitrate regulatory gene2 protein-like. Bases 986 to 2965 code for a protein of 659 amino acids. The record is from RefSeq and is a predicted model, not a curated record. Lineage: Eukaryota; Viridiplantae; Streptophyta; Magnoliopsida; Lamiales; Oleaceae. The transcript has 5 exons.